Rhipicephalus microplus (southern cattle tick) is the source of this 5116-nucleotide messenger RNA. It is a transcript of the gene Girdin, whose product is annotated as protein girdin. Lineage: Eukaryota; Metazoa; Arthropoda; Arachnida; Ixodida; Ixodidae. The record is from RefSeq and is a predicted model, not a curated record. Gene Ontology annotation, biological process: cytoplasmic microtubule organization; cytoskeleton-dependent intracellular transport. Gene Ontology annotation, molecular function: dynein light intermediate chain binding; microtubule binding. Gene Ontology annotation, cellular component: centrosome; cytoplasm.
CAGUCAACAUGGACGAUGGCAGUGCGGUCUCGGCGAAGAGAGACGAAAUUCGCGUUCACUCGCCGUCGAUCUGAACCGCAAAGGUUUCGGAAAAGUGCGGCGACUUCAGCAUGGCCAAUGGCGAGGAAAUAUUCCUCCAGUCCCCACUAGCUGCGUGGGUAAAAACAUUUUACGAUGAUGAUGGCAAGCCAUUGGACUUCAAGCAACUCUGUGAUGGCGUCUUUCUGCACACCGUUUGGCUGCAGAUUGACGCCCAUCCCAUGUACUCCGGGGUAAUAAAUCCAGCGACGGACAUGACUUCUCGACUACGGAAUCUCAACAUGCUGCUGCACAACAUCAAAGUGUUCUACGAGGAGGUCCUAGAACAAGUGCUAGUUAUGCACCUUCCCAACGUGGUCAGCAUUGCCAAAGCGACCUUUGACGAGAGCAGUGAGCAGGAGCUGAGUCGUCUGCUCCUUCUGAUGCUGGGCUGCGCGGUACAGUGCGGCCGCAAGGGACGCUUCAUCGAAGCCAUUCGAAGACUCGACCUGGCCACCCAGGCCUCCUUGGCCGAAGCAAUCGCCUCCAUCACCGACAAUCCGGAUUCAGUCUGGACGCGGGACUGGGGUCGUCUAGAGACACUGCCCGAAGCUGACCGGCCGCGCAUGUACGCCACUCUAGUCCGUCACGUAGCCACCCUCUCCCGACAACGAGACAGUGCAGCGCAGCGCCUAGUGAACCUGACGUUGGAGCAGGAGUCCAGUGGCAGUGCGGACAGUCCGGGCGAUCAGGUGUGGGGUGGCUCCGAUGCACCUUCGCCCCAAGCGGCCGACUCCAGACUUGGCGUGGAACUGGCCGACACCAAAGCCAAGCUUCGCCGUUGUCAGCAGGAGCUAGAGGAGAAGCUCGAAGUACUGUCUGAACAAAAAGAGGAGCUCAGUCAGCUGAAGGAGGCGAUUGCCAGGUUGCGACAAGAGAACUUGGAGCUUGUGCAAGAUGCGAGAACAGCGAAGGCCUAUAGGGACGAGAUCGACAUUCUCAAGGAAAAGGUGCUGAAGCUGGAUAGACUUGAAAGUGAGAUACAGAGGUACAAAGACAAGAUGAGCGAACUCGACUUCUUCCGCAGCCGAGUUGAGUAAGAACUGCGCGAGGACAAGCGCAUCCUGGGUGAAACGAAGGCCAUGCUGGAGGAACAACUGGAAGGCAGUCGGCGACGCGUGGAGCAUGCUGUGCAGCUCGAAGCCCAGCUACUCAAGGCCCGUGCUCGUCUCAGCGAAUGCACCUUGGAGCGUGAUCUGGACCGGAGCCAGGUGCAGAAGCUGCUGGAGCAAAACGCGCAGCUGCGGCUUGAGCACCAGGCCACCCUGGACGAGAACGUGCAACUCCAAGGGGAGCUGCAGAGGCUGCGAGCGCAGGCCACAUCCCCACGCACAGAGAACAGCCUGCUAGAGCAGCUGAACACAGAUGCCGAGACCAGAGCGUUGCACUUUGAGCUGGAGAACAGGAGACUGCAAGUCCUCCUUGACGAGAUGAAGGCACAGGUGCAGGAGAGUCCUACCAAGAAAGAGUUACAGGCACAGUGUGCUUUGGCCAAUGAGCGACUUGAGCAGCUCGAACAAGAAAACGCAACGAAGGAGCAGCAGCACGAAAGCGACCGUCAUCGAAUAGCAGGCUUAGAGUCGGAAAAGGCAGAAUUGCAGCGUCAACUAGAAAUCAGCAAGAACGAGUGCGCCAAAAUCGAAGAACUUGAAAAGGCUGCCCUGGCGUCGAAUCUAGAAGCGCAAAGACUGCAGAAGGCUCUCGAUGCGUCACAGAGCAGGCUGUCUUCGUGUAGGACCGAGCUUCAGGCAGCAGAAGCAGAGAAUGCAAAGUUGCAGUCUACAUUGGAGUCUCUCAAGAGUCAGCUCCAAAGGAUGCACAGCAUCGAGCUGGAAGGCGCGGACCUGGAAACAUGGCUGCACCGGGCCGAGCAGGAGCGCCGAUCUUUGGAUCGCGAAGCGAGUCGGCUACGGUCGUCGCUUCAGGCCAAGGAUCAAUCGCUGGACGAGCUGUCCUCGCGGGUGUCUACUCUGGAACGGGAGAAUCAGCAGCUGCGCAAGGAAGCCCAGAAGGCAGCCGCUUCGGCUGCUCACAACCAAGACCUGGAGCACCGCUGCCAAGAGUUGUCCCAGAAGGCCUCGCUGGAAGCAAAGGCCCUCAGUGAUCUACGACAGGAACUCGUAGAAGAGAAAAUGCGCAACGAACAACUGACCAGUGAGCUUGACCGCAUCGCCACAAGUUUGGAGCUGACAACGAGCCUGUGGAAAACGCAGAGAGAAAACAGCCGAGAAACGCAGGAGUCUCCGAGAGAGCCGACUUUCACGCCACUUUUCUGUCUCGAGAAGACCAAAGCUGUGUUGGAAGAGGUUGAAAGUUUGUCCAGCGUGAGUGCAGAAGACAAGAGAUCCAAAGCCGAUCGAGAAGCCAUUCUGCCCAAAAGCACCGAGCUGAUAGAGUGUGUUCCCGAGUUGACGAACAGUGUGGACAGAGACAAGCUGAUCUCAAAGAAAGUCGUGGAACUAAAGGAGAGCAUUCAGGCACUUGAAAAGAAGAAUGGCUGCCUUGAGGAAGAAGCCUGGCGCCUGCGUAGCCAGCUGCAAGCGUUGCAAGAGCACACAGCUUCCUUGCAGGGGCGAGCAACGAGUGGAGAACAGCGCCACCUGGGGCUACAGGCUCAACACGCUCAACUACAGGUGGAGGCAGCCUAUUUAGGAUCACAGCACACUGCCCUGCAGCAGAAAGUGUCGGAGCUUCAGGAGCAGCUGCUGAAGACCGAGACACAACGAGAUCAACUCUCUGUGGAAAAGACGGAGCUGGCUCAGAGCAAGGAGGCACUGAUGCGCGACCACCAGGUGCUGGAGAAACUGCAUGAGCAACUGUCGGCCGACUACCAGGCCCUGGCGUCAAACCUCAGCUGCGUCAAGGCCUCGUGCAAGUUGCUCAAGCAGGAGAAUGCAAGCCUCAAGGAGCAACUGGAGGAAGCAAACCUUUCAAGUGAGGUGCUGCGACUGGCCCAGGAUGAACCAGUGGCAAAAAACCUGCGCUCUGAAAAUGCCAAACUAAAGGAAGAGCUGAGUGCUGCCCGACAAGCUGAGGAGAAAUUGCGCGCUGAGUUCGACGCCUUAAAGACUCAGCAUCGGACGCUGAAAGAGUCGCACAGCAACCUGCGCUCGGACCACAGCCGCCUUCGCGGGGAUCUCGAGGAAAGUCGCAGUGACCUUGUAGCAGCACGGAUGGAUCUCUCGCGACUGGUUGCCAGCUACGAGGUGCUCGCACAGGCGCAGGGAGAGCUGCAAGAGGAGAGGAGGAGGCUCCUGUCGGGAAUCUCGUCCCUCUUGAGUCGCUGCAGAAACGUGCUGCCCGAAUCUUCACUGCCCGGUAUACAAGAAGACAGGGUCCUCCUACGUGAGCUCGAGUCGCUCAGGGAUGACCUCGAGGGACGCCUACGAGAUUACGCACGAAAGUUAGACGGGAACCUAUCUCUGUCAAAAGAAUCUCUCUCGAAGUCAAGAUCUGGUUACUUGAGUUGUAAUGUGUCACAGAUGAACGACGUCCUGAGCGUACCGAUUGGCUCUAUAGGCAAUGGGCUGUGCUCUCAGAGCCGUUAUCAAAGCGAAUAUGGCGACUACAAUGGCCGAAAUCCCUGGGGGAGUGCACCUCAAGAUGACCAAAUUCCUGUGCGUGACGUUGGGCCCCUGGCCCAGUCUGCCCGCUGUCACGGAUCGUCGCCAGAGAGCAGUCUCGCCCACUUUUCUAACUCCUGUGUGCUUCAGGAUGUGCCACCAACCUGCUCAACUCCUCUAAGCACACCAAAGCAACAAUCUAGCCCACUGCCAGCCCUAGCCCCGCACGUGACCGUCGAGAACCACACCACCGUGAACAUGGUGACUCACGUGAACACGGCGCAACCGCACACGUCCACGCCGCACAGUUUCUCGCGCACGCCCGCUCUGCGACACUCCAUGUACUCGCGGCUGCGCGGAGCUGGCGUCGGCAACUCGCCCGGCCUGCGGGCCCCUCUCAGGCUGUGCACGUCUCAGGAGAAGCUACUCCUCGAUGACGGCACAGACUUCGACGCCUCGCAGAGCUCGACUGACCACGCCAAUCAACCAGGCAGCCGUGAGAAAAGAGCAAACGCCGUUUGGUACGAGUAUGGUUGUGUCUGAGUGUGAUCUAGCUAAGCAGUCCACUACUGCAAUUCUUCUGCCUGCUACUUUACUGGUUGCCGCUAAAGCCGCUUGUUUGCUUAGCACAUCUUUCGUCGCUCUUUGCGCAGCCAUGCGCUACAUAAAUCGGUGUCAGCUAUGACGACCCUGAACAACGCACAGCUGAAUGUUUGAAAGCCUGGCGCUCGCUUGUGCUCAGCACUUGAGAAGCCUACGUGUCCAGCGUGUUGAAAGCAGUAGGUCCGCCUGUUGAACCUCACAGAUGCAAGAAAAUUUCCUAGUGAAUCUCAGCCAGCAAAUGUUCGAUGCGAUUAGUGCGACACACGCUCACUUGGUACAGCGCAUAUAGGAAGUUGUCGAGAGUUUGGGCUUGAGAGAUUUAGUCUAUUUACAGGCAUUCUGUAAUGCACUAGCGAAGAACUGCAGGCAGGCUUGCCAGCGCAACAAAACAAGUUAAUUGGUGAAGACACGGCUGAGUAUACUGAAUAGCCGAAAAUAUACUGAAAUAUACUGAAAAAAAAACUGCAAAUGAAACCAAACUGGUUAAAAAGGUUAUCGUACUAGUUAACAGAUGCUCACUUGCUGGUCUUUGCUAAACGGUCCAUGCUGCUUGGUUUCCAUACCCAGAACCCACCGUAUCUCCCACCACUGGUUAGGAGUGAAUAAUUCUUGUAUCCGCGUUCUGUGCACAUGGUUACUUUGCCGACAUUAUUGAGGGUCACAUUUUUACUUCACGUUUCGGAGUUGUAGCCCAUAAUUUGCUCUCAUCAUAAAGCAGCCGACAUGAUUCACAUUUCGCUGUCUAAAACGCCCAAGAAUUUCCAGACUGCAGAAUGCAGUUUGGCUAUCACACUUACGUGCUUUACGUAAUCAUUUCGCCGAGAAUAACAUAGGAUGAUGCUGAGCCACAAAUGUACAAUCUACUUAUCACC